Messenger RNA from Bactrocera dorsalis (oriental fruit fly), 954 nucleotides. RefSeq lists its product as uncharacterized. The record is from RefSeq and is a predicted model, not a curated record. The transcript has 2 exons. NCBI's taxonomy places the organism in Eukaryota, Metazoa, Arthropoda, Insecta, Diptera, Tephritidae. The coding region runs from base 107 to 820 and encodes 237 amino acids.
GUAGCAAAUAUUUUCGAAACUACGCUUGAAACAAGAUCACUAGUGUGCGCACAUCGUUUGUAGAGAUAAGCAGCAGUUCCGGGCUGACGCUUUGCGGAUUCUAAAAAUGUCACAACAAAUUAUGAAUAAAUAUUUCAUAGCCUUGCUACUAGUGAUUGGUCUCACCAGCACCCAAGCAACCGAAACUACCACCAGCACUACCACCGAAGCUCAAGCUGAAGCUCCGCAAACAGCACGCGAUCUAUUGUUUGAAGCUGUGGCGGCCGAUUACCUGAAACUACUCGACUAUGAAUUGAAAGAGAGUAAGGAGCUGGUUGAAAGAGUGCUCGACGAUGAUCGAUUCCAAAAUAUACGCAGUGAAAUUUUGGUGAACAAGAAAAUCACGUUACGAAACUAUGUUGAGCUCGUGAAGGAGAAGAAUAAGAAGAAGCAGCCAUCGAGGGAGUACAAAGCAGCACGUUUCUUCUACAUUUUCGGCAAGUCGUUGCUAUAUACCGACUUCUUAGAUAUUGUGGCGCGUUUGGAGCCCACAAUGAGUCGUUAUGAUUGCUGGAUUGAGGAGGACUUUAUGUCCUUUGGACUCGAAACUUUCAUUGAUACGCUGAAUCAAAAGCGCGCUAAGCUAGUUCGUGAUAGUGUGCGGCGUAUUGAUGAUUAUGUGAAUGGCUUGCCGUCAGAACAACAACGAAAGGCCGUGGCACAAAAGCUAACCGAUUUCUCUCUGAAGUUGAAGGAAGCCACAGAGGUGCAAGAUAAAAUGGCUGUGCUCAAGGAUUUUUUGCGUGAUUAUUACUUGGAAACACCUGUUGAAAUGUCUUAAAGCUGAAGUGUUCUUAAUUAGUGAGAUUUUUCGUAGAAAAUUUAGUGAAAAGUAGCUGAGUUAGAAAAUUUAUUGACAUUUGUUAAAAGAAAAUUAAAUUAUAUUUAAAUAAAAAACAUUAUUGGAGCCGAAAA